CGACAUCCCUGCUCUCCGCCUUCAGGAAGCACCCCCAGACUUCGAGGUCAGCUCCAGGGUACUCCAGACUCCACAACUCUUCCACCACAAAAUUUAGCAAAACUAACGAAAACGCGAUGCAGGAGUAAAGCAGGCUCUGGCUCCCGUGAAACUCUCACACAUCGCCUCUUCCCCACAUUCCUCGCCGGGUUCCCUCGCUUCCCAUCGGAUCCGUUCCGGACAAUUUCUCACCGGAGUCUCUAGCGAAUACCAAAAAUUCCCGAUGCCUUGUUGUGUCGGGUAUUGGUCACGCCUCAUCCCGCCCACAUUUAAACAGGGGUGCUUUUCUCGAAGCAUUUCGCCGAAAUCUUCUCCAUAAACUCCGGUCCCAGGCACAGCUCGGCAUCCUAAAACUCUUGGAUUUCUCGGGAUCCUUCGCCCCACGGCGUACGCCGUGCUCCGUACUCCGUAUAUAUUCAAGGAUCUACGGUCCGAGAGGCUCUUGAAUCCAAUCGAUUCUCCUGUAAGGCAGCCAACCACCUCCCGUUACUUCUUCCAACCCCUGGGUGGUUUUUUACACAACUCACGGCAUAUACAGUUUUAAACACCCCCCCCCCCCCCCCCUUUUACUUGUCCUAAAGUGGGAAAAGACACAUUCGCCAUGGGGUCCGCCGACUGCUCGUUGCCGCUUGCGACGUCCCCUGACCUCGUUCUCGUCGUGCCUACUCCUGACGAACGGAUCGAGUGUUUAAAAAUUAACGGCCUGGCAUGGAAAGGGCAGCUGACGACAGAACAGUACAUCCAGCGAGAGAACCACCUGAUGAGCCAGAACAUGACAAAGGACGGAGCCUUGACCUGCUGGAUCCUCACAGAACGAAACUCACUCCCGGACUCCCGCCCAAUCCUCAGUAGCUGCGAAACCUUCGCGAAACCCGCUUUCCUCGCCUAUAAUGGUAAGGUUGAGGAUGUUCUCUCCCACGGUAUUGGUAGCGUGUUCUCGCGACCCGAAUAUCGCGGACGAGGUUAUGCGCGACGGAUGAUCCAGGAACUCAUUAAGGUCCUCGAGACGUGGCAGCUAGAGAACUCCGCCAGGAAGAAGUCCAUCUUCUCUGUGCUCUAUUCCGACAUAGGAAAGACCUUCUAUGCUGCCCUUGGAUGGAAGCCGUUCCAGUCGUCCCAUUACUCCCUCCCGCCGCUGGAGAGACCACAAGCUAAGAAGGAUAUCGAAGGCCUGGAUAUGAUAUUGGUCAAGGACAUGGCAAGAGACGAUGUGAAAAGAUACAUGUGCUCCAAUGCGGUUCUCGACCGAUAUCGCGCAAAGCUGAGGGAAGCCUCUGCAAAAGACACAAAGGCCAAGGCUGCGUUCAGUCCUGACUUUGACAAUAUGACUUGGCAUUGGGCGCGAGAGGAAUUCUACUCCCCAAUACUUGCUCCCGAGAAAGGUGAACCAAAAGUGAAAGGCGCAUGCGUUCCGAGCCGAAACGUCUUCUUCUCCUGGAACCGAAACUUUGGUGCAUCUGCCGAGCAGAGUACCCUUUUCAUUCUUCGAGCUCUGCACGAGGAACCUUCAUCUGCAUCAGAGAGACAAACGAUAAUUGAUGCCACCGCUGCUGUUCUCCGUCGCGCUCAAUACGAGGCGCGCGACUGGGAUAUGGGGCGAGUGGAGAUCUGGAACCCCUCUCCUUUGGUAGAAGAAGCCGUCAAGAAGCUAGACGCCAACGCAAAGUUGGUUCACAGGGAAACCAGCAGCAUUACUAGUCUGAAGUGGAAUGGCAAAGAACUGGGACUUGGAGAGGAGGUAGACUGGGUAUGGAACGAGAAAUACGCCUGGUGCUAG
Coccidioides posadasii C735 delta SOWgp is the source of this 1816-nucleotide messenger RNA. RefSeq lists its product as uncharacterized. Lineage: Eukaryota; Fungi; Ascomycota; Eurotiomycetes; Onygenales; Onygenaceae. The record is from RefSeq and is a predicted model, not a curated record. Gene Ontology annotation, molecular function: acyltransferase activity, transferring groups other than amino-acyl groups.